AUGCAGAAAAUAUUCUUGCUCCUCUUCUCGAUACUCUUCGUGUCGUGCGUGUCUGCCGAUGCCCUGGACGACGCAAUCGCCCUCUUCAAACGUCAAAGUGUUGCAUUGUCCACUGGCGGCAGCGAUUCUUCGAGCCCAUCUUCCUCACCGACAUCCAGUGAGACUAUCUCCAGCUCCGAGUCUUCGACCCCAAGUACCACACCUCCGUCCAGCUCGCCCUCUGUCACUGAUGAAACCUCUACCAUUACGACAAGUGUCAGAUCCACAACCUCGACUGUCACCGUAGAGACAACGUCGACGUUCACCCCCUCAUCAAGCUCUUCGCAGUCAUCCGAAUCUUCCAAUGAAACUCCCCUGACCACUUCGAGCACCUCGUCUGCGUCUCGGACGUUGAUCACCACUUCAUCCUACUCUGAAGUCGUCACUACAAUCACAAGUGUCAAAGGAGGAAGCACCGUACACGUUACAAGCACAGGUAGUAGUGCUUUCCCUGUCACGACAAGUGUCGACCCUGCCUCUUUGACCAACGGCGGUAAUGGCAACGGCGGCAGCUCCGGUUUGAGUUCAACGGCCAAGAAAACUAUUGGUGGCGUUGUUGGAGGUGUUGGAGGAGCUUUGCUUCUUGCCGGGCUUGCCUACACUGCCUGGCGUAUCUGGGGCAAGAAGAAGACCCUUCACGACGAUGAUCUCUACGAUCCCAACGUCAACCAAGACAAAUUGAGUGCCACCACUGGAUCUGAGAGCACGCCAUUCCAACGAACCCUGGACCAAUAUCACUCUCCUGGGCCAGUCAACACAGCUUCCAACUUUUAA
Messenger RNA from Exophiala spinifera, 813 nucleotides. RefSeq lists its product as uncharacterized. Lineage: Eukaryota; Fungi; Ascomycota; Eurotiomycetes; Chaetothyriales; Herpotrichiellaceae. The record is from RefSeq and is a predicted model, not a curated record. The transcript has a single exon. Bases 1 to 813 code for a protein of 270 amino acids.